This is a messenger RNA of Staurois parvus, 438 nucleotides long. Lineage: Eukaryota; Metazoa; Chordata; Amphibia; Anura; Ranidae. The record is from the annotation of a GenBank genome assembly.
GAGGAGUCCACCCUCCGUGUCCUCUGGAUGGUUCCCUUGGUUCGCUGUGUGCGGCGCUCUGUGUCCCGGGUUGUCCCCAUAGUCCGGGGCUCUGUGCCUCCCUCCUCCCCCCUCCUCUGGCCGGAACGAUGGCUCAGCUCUGACAUGGCGGCCGCACAGGACACAUGCGUGGAGCGGCAGCAGGAAAGUCCGGGGCCUGGUCGGGGGGAGGAGGCCGAUCCUGAGGUGCUUCGGAUAGUGCGGGCUCAUGAGGAGGCCUGCCUGGCAGGUCAAGAAGGAUACUCCGAUCCCAUUACUGGAUAUUUUGUUUUCACAAGAAUAGCUCAUUUGAAAAGAGGCAAAUGCUGUGGGAGUGCAUGUAGGCAUUGUCCAUAUGGCCAGGAAAAUGUUAAGGAUUCAUCUAGAAAGAAGCAAUUUAAUUCCUUUUUUUACACAUGA